Messenger RNA from Dufourea novaeangliae, 1581 nucleotides. Its product is annotated as facilitated trehalose transporter Tret1-2 homolog. Gene Ontology annotation, cellular component: membrane. Lineage: Eukaryota; Metazoa; Arthropoda; Insecta; Hymenoptera; Halictidae. Gene Ontology annotation, biological process: transmembrane transport. The record is from RefSeq and is a predicted model, not a curated record. The transcript is spliced from 4 exons. The coding region runs from base 162 to 1565 and encodes 467 amino acids. Gene Ontology annotation, molecular function: transmembrane transporter activity.
AACCGAAUAGCUUGUGUGUACAUUCUAGAGCAACCCUAUUUUCUUGAACCAAUGAAACAGCCUUACUCGUCUUCGCUCAAAUAUUUAUUGCAACAACUGUUCUGUCUCUUCACUUACAAACCCUGUAACUCCGAGAUAUAAAAACGAAACGAACAACAAACAUGUUUGAUCUGGGAAUAUUCAGACAAAUACUUAUCGGGAUCGUCUGCAACCUAUUGAUCAUUGACAGCGGAUUGCACGAAGGAUGGAGCACUCCCAUCAUACCAAAGUUCGAACAAACCGAUCCCUUGAAAGUGUCCACGGACAAAGUGGCCUGGGUGGUGAAUUUGAUGUACGUCGGAGUUGGCCUAGGCUCUGUCAUCCCUUUUCUCCUGAUGGACAGGAUUGGUCGUAAAGGAACUUUACUGUUCGCUACGGUACCGAAGAUUUGCAGUUGGAUUCUAAUCGGUCUGGCGGCCACCGUUCCUCAACUUUACGUUGGCCGAAUACUGGCCGGAAUUGGGUGCGGGAUAACUUACGCGGUGUUGCCGAUAUACAUCGGCGAAGUCAGCAGUAAAAGGACACGUGGGCCUUUAGGUACCCUGAUGGCGGUGCUCCUAAACACAGGCGUGAUGAUGGCAUACGCGAUCGGUCUGUGGACAACUCGGUUCACUAUGUCCAUGGUCUGCGUUUCUAUUCCAUUCCUGUUCCUGCUGUCCUUCAUCUGGCUACCAGAAAGCUCGGUGUUCCUCACCAAGAAGAAGAAGCUAACCUCCGCGGAGAAAACGUUGAAGUGGGCGCUAGGAAAGGAUGACGUCGAGGAGGAGCUAGAAGAGAUCAAACGGAUUAUCGCCACGGAGGAUUCCGGUUCCGAUGAGGCCAGACCGUUGAAGGAGAUAUGGUCCAGGCGGGAAAAUCGAAAAGCUUUUGGUAUCGCGAUGAUUGUUCUGAGUGCGUUGACCUUAACCGGGGCCACGCCACUACUGGCUUAUCAGUCAUUCAUAUUCAAGGAGGCAGGCUUCGAGAUCUCGACGAAUGUCAGCAUCGUAAUGACCGGUUGCGCCAUUGUCUUAGCCGGGUCGGUGUGCGUGAUGCUGGUCAGAAGCAUAGGCAAGAGGAUGCUACUGCUGAUCUCGACGCCUGUGUGUGUGCUGUCGUUGGCGAUGCUGGCAAUCUUCUUCGGGCUUCUCUCGCACGGCGAAGACGUCGCUAACCUACGAUGGAUGCCCACCGUGUUCCUGGUGAUUUAUGUCUUCGGCUACGGCCUAGCCCUGAACCCCGUGCCGCUCGCCUACGUCGGCGAGAUUUUCCAUGUCGACGUUAAGGUGCCCGCGGCCAUAUUUUGCUCCCUUUAUUACGCCCUCACCACUUCCGUCGUCGUGAAAUUCUAUCAGGUACUGCAACAAUCGUACGGAACGUAUAUGCCCAUGUUGGUGUUCAUGGCAAUCACAUGCUUCGUUUGGAUUCUGAUCUACCGAUUCGUGCCGGAGACUGAAGGAAAGACCUUGGAGGAAAUACAAAUUGAGUUGAGAGGGAAACACGGAAUCGUUAUUGACUCACCGAAACGUCAUAAAAUAUCUAUUUAAUAAAUGAAAGACAUCG